AUAGUUUCUUCCUGUCUCCAUUGCACUAGGGGGCUCUUCAUCACUAUCCACGACCGCAACCACAUCAGCACAAUGCUGCAGUGCUGGCCGGAGAAGGACAUCCGGGCGGUGGUGGUGACGGACGGCGAGCGGAUCCUGGGGCUGGGUGACCUGGGCUGCUACGGCAUGGGCAUCCCUGUGGGCAAACUGGCGCUGUACACGGCAUGUGGAGGCAUGCCCCCUCAGCAGUGCCUGCCAGUCAUGCUGGACGUGGGCACAGACAACGAGGUGAGGCCAGGAAUAAUAACACAGACACAGCGCAGAAUAUGUGAACAUGGGAGCGAGCAAUGAUUGCACUCUUUUUCC
Molecule: messenger RNA, 345 nt
Organism: Clupea harengus (Atlantic herring)
Lineage: Eukaryota; Metazoa; Chordata; Actinopteri; Clupeiformes; Clupeidae
Gene: me1
Product: NADP-dependent malic enzyme-like
Exons: 2
Coding region: 73-330 (85 amino acids)
Biological process (GO): malate metabolic process; pyruvate metabolic process
Cellular component (GO): mitochondrion
Molecular function (GO): NAD binding; malate dehydrogenase (decarboxylating) (NADP+) activity
Source: RefSeq, a predicted model, not a curated record